This is a messenger RNA of Paramecium tetraurelia, 1470 nucleotides long. RefSeq lists its product as uncharacterized. NCBI's taxonomy places the organism in Eukaryota, Ciliophora, Oligohymenophorea, Peniculida, Parameciidae. The transcript is spliced from 7 exons. The record is from RefSeq and is a predicted model, not a curated record.
AUGUAGUAAAAAUCAAAAACUUUGUUGCAUUUAUUGCAAUAGUAAUAGCAUUAUCAUGAUGAUAUCAAUACAUCCUUAGAAUCCAAUUUUAAACAAAGUUCAGAACAUACGGAAAAGAAAUUUGAUUUAAAACUUCAAAAAUCUGUAGUGGAACUCUAUUAAUAAAUAAAAAGCAGCAUCUAAAAAACAGAAGACCAAGUUUAAAUCAUAAACUAUUAAUAGUUAUUAUUGUGUUAGAUAAAGAAAGUGGUGCCUCUUGAUAAACAGGAAGAUUUAUAUACAGAUCCCAUCUCUUUAAUUUGUUAUAUCGGAUGCAUAUUCUCGAUUGUCUUGCAAAAUAAAUUCAAUUUAGAAUAACAGAUAGAAGAUCACAACUCUAGAAACUAAAAUGAUUAUGAAGAAUAAUUGAUCAAAUUGGAAGCUGAGAUCCGUCAACAUAUACGAAUUGAACAAUAAUUGAAGUUGUUUGCUGAAAAUACACAAUCAAAGUUAGAAGAUGUGCUCAAAAUUAAAGAUGAUUUAGAAGAAGAGUUGUAGACACUCAAAAAUGAAUUCCAAAUUCUAAAUGAAAAAAAUAAUACAUUGAAUCAAAAAUUAAAGAUACAAGAAAAGGAUAUACAAAACAUUAAACUAAAUUCAAAAGUUGAUUUAAAUUCUUAAAAUAUAAAGUUUGGACAAUAAUCGAAAAAAACCUAGUUAGAAAAAGAUAAUAUUGAAAAUGAGUUUAUGAAAUAAUAGACUAUCUCAUUGAAUGGCUAAAAAGAUAAAUUUAAAUGUCUUGGUUAAGAAUAUGAUAACCGAUUACGAACAGAGCCAUAAGAUGAUUACAUUAAAUUUCGGAAUAAUUCAUAGAAACGUAUAUUUUCAACUCACAUCUCCAACAAUAAUAAUAAUAACAACAAUACUAAUAAUAAAUCAAAUAAUUAAGCUAGUCGAGUACAAACUGAAACUAGUGAAUAUCCGGAUAAAAAUAGAAAAAGUAAUUUAUCUAAUUAUGAAACAUCAUAAGUUACUAUAAAUCAUCAAAGAAAUUAGACAACAUAAAAUGUGUUAAAUCUCAUAAAUCAAGAAUUCAAAAGAUAAUAAUCAAUAAAAGGCUGUUCUGAAAAAUCUACAAUCAAUUCAACUAAACCUUAAAAGAAGGCUUCUUCAUCUUAACACACUGAGGCAAAUAGAUCAAACAAUUCUGUUCAUAGUUUUCGCAAACAGCCUCAAGAAGUGAUACAGAUUCCAAGACCUUUUUCAUGUGCUGAAUAGAUUGAAGAAGCUUAACAUUCAUUGCGUAAAGAUAUAAGUGUUGAUUUAAAUGGAUAAUAAAAAUUAAAUGCUGAUUAUUUGGAAAAUCAAUUAUAAAUAAAGAAACUCUUACAAUAAUACUAAUAAAAGCAUUCCCUUAACGAUAAUUUAACUAAAAAAUUACUGUAAGAAUACAAAAAAAGAUCUGGUUAUAAUUGUAAAACCAUUUAUUGA